CGGGGCAGGCCGCGUGCGGGAGGCAGCAUGGUGGCGGCGGGCGCCCACCGGCCCGGGCCGCUGAAGCAGCAGAACAAAGCGCACAAGGGCGGAAAGCACAGCGGGUCCUCGCAUCGCCGCGCUGGAGGCCGCGUCUCCGUCAAGGCCCAGCCUCGUCGGCGGCUCCGCGACCUCAGCAGAGUGGACCGGCGGCACCAGGCGCUGCAGCUUCGCCGACAGCGCAAGGAGGCGGUGCUGGCAGAGAAGCGGAGUUUGGGCAGCAGGGAUGGUCCACCGCACCUCGUGGUUCUGGUGCCACUGCACAGCAGGGCUGCAGCCCACGACACCCUCCACUUGCUGCAGAGCCAGGACGCAGCAGUUGUCCCUGUGGCUGAGGGGAAAGCUGGUGACUUUGCACUCCUCUGCCCCCGCCUGAAGCAGCGCUGGCGCUUUGUGACAGCACAGGCAGGGGACCUUCAUGCUGUCUUAGACCUUGCAAAGGUUGCCGACUCCCUCCUGUUUAUCCUGGAUCCUACAGAUGGCUGGGACAGUGCUGGGGAUUACUGUCUCUCCUGCCUCUUUGCACAGGGCCUCCCCAGUUAUGCUCUUGCUGUCCCAGGAGGCAAUGACUUGCCACCUAAGAAGCGGAUAGACGCCAGGAAGAAACUUGCCAAAGCCAUCGAGAAGCGAUUCCCCGAGGCCAAGCUGUUCCCCCUGAACACGGAGCAGGAGUCCUCGCUGCUGCUGAGGCACCUGGCCACCCAGAAGCAGCGGCACCUGGCUUUCCGGGACAGGAGGGCUCACCUGCUCGCCUACGCUGCCGAGUUUGUGCCCGGCCAGGAGAGUGACCUGGUUGGGACCUUGAAGGUGUCUGGCUUUGUCCGGGGACAGACCCUCAGUGUGAACAGCCUGGUGCAUAUUGUGGGACAUGGAGACUUCCAAAUGAGCCAGGUGGAUGCUCCCCCUGAUCCUCUCUCUUUGAACCCUCGAGUGGUUAAAGGACAGAAGAAGAGUGAGCACAUGGAGAUCCAGGAUGACUCUGCAAAUGGCACUGAUGAGAUGGAGCAAGAUACUAAGGUCCUGAUGAAGGCAGAUCCAAAGAAGCAGGAGUCUCUGCAGUCAGAAGUGGUUCCUGAUCCUAUGGAAGGGGAACAGACGUGGCCUACUGAAGAAGAACUGCAAGAAGCAGAGGCUUCUCUGAAGACAAACAGGAGGGUGGUGAAGGUCCCAAAAGGCACAUCCAAGUACCAGGCUGCCUGGAUUGUGGAUGAUGGAGAAGAAGGCAGUGAGAAAGAUGAUGAUGAUGAUUAUGAUGAUGAAGAUGAUGAUAUGAUGGAAGAGGCAGUUUCCCAGGAAGGAGAAAGCAGUGAGGAGGAAGGGGAACCUGCAGAGGAGGACUGCGAAACUAUGACCAUUCCCGAGAGCCUGCGGGAUGACCAGUAUGAUGAGAAGGUGGAGGAAGAUGAACAGAUGCUGGAGAGAUACAAACAGGAGAGAAUGGAUGAAAUGUUUCCAGAUGAGGUGGACACACCACGGGAUGUACCUGCCAGAGUCCGGUUCCAGAAGUACAGGGGGCUGAAGAGCUUCCGGACUUCUCCAUGGGAUCCCAAAGAGAAUCUCCCAAGGGAUUAUGCCAGGAUUUUCCAGUUCCAGGACUUUGCCCGAACCAGAAAGAACCUCUUCCGGCAAAUAGAGAAAGAGGAGACUGAAGGAGCCUCGGUUGGCUGGUAUGUUACAGUUCAUGUCUGCAAUGUCCCUGUCUCAGUGAUGGAGAGUUUCAAAGAAGGAAAGCCCCUAGUCCUGUUCUCGCUGCUUCCCCAUGAACAAAAGAUGUCAGUGCUGAAUUUCCUGGUGCAUCGGCACCCAAGCAACUGUGAGCCGGUGAGGGCCAAGGAGGAGCUGAUCUUUCACUGUGGCUUCAGGCGCUUCCGAGCGUCCCCCCUCUUCUCCCAGCACACCUCAGCUGAUAAGCACAAGCUGGAGCGUUUCCUGCGCCCGGAUGCUGCUGUGGUGGUGACUGUUUAUGCUCCCAUCACCUUCCCUCCUGCCUCAGUGCUGCUUUUUAAACAGAGAGGCAAUGGAAUGCAUGACCUCAUUGCCACGGGUUCUCUGCUUUCCGUGGACCCCGACAGAAUCGUCAUCAAGCGGCUGGUGCUCAGCGGCCACCCUUUCAAGAUCUUUACCAGGACGGCCGUGGUGCGAUACAUGUUCUUCAACAGAGAGGAUGUGAUGUGGUUUAAGCCAGUGGAGCUGAGGACAAAGUGGGGUCGCAGAGGACACAUCAAAGAGCCCUUAGGUACCCAUGGUCACAUGAAGUGUCACUUUGAUGGGCAGCUGAAGUCCCAGGACACGGUGCUGCUGAACCUCUACAAGCGCGUUUUUCCUAAAUGGACUUAUGACCCCCAUGUUCCUGAGCCUGUGCCCUGGGUGAGGAGUGAGAGUGCACUGCCAGUACAGGAGGUGGAAAUGGAUUAAGUCUCCAGCAUGGCUAAUGCAGUUUGUGCCUUGGCUCCCUGGAUGCUGUUCUCAGCAAGGACAACACUUAAUGUCUCGGACAUACUACCGCUGGGGUCUGUACAGGGGUGGCUGUCUCACCAGCUGCUGCUCAGGUACCAGCUACAGCUAUUUAUUUUAAUGGAAAAUGUUUUCAAAAACAUCCUGGUGCUUGUGUCUUGGUGGUAGCAGCUGUGGGGGCUGAACGGGGAGGCUGUGUGCACCCCUUGAUUGGUGGAGCCCACUGGGGCUGCUGUCUUUCCAUCGUGCCCUUCCACAGCUGUGUGUGGGGAUUUU
Messenger RNA from Dryobates pubescens (Downy woodpecker), 2769 nucleotides. It is a transcript of the gene TSR1, whose product is annotated as TSR1 ribosome maturation factor. Gene Ontology annotation, molecular function: GTP binding; U3 snoRNA binding; GTPase activity. Bases 28 to 2454 code for a protein of 808 amino acids. NCBI's taxonomy places the organism in Eukaryota, Metazoa, Chordata, Aves, Piciformes, Picidae. Gene Ontology annotation, cellular component: preribosome, small subunit precursor; nucleus. The transcript is spliced from 15 exons. The record is from RefSeq and is a predicted model, not a curated record. Gene Ontology annotation, biological process: endonucleolytic cleavage of tricistronic rRNA transcript (SSU-rRNA, 5.8S rRNA, LSU-rRNA); ribosome biogenesis; maturation of SSU-rRNA from tricistronic rRNA transcript (SSU-rRNA, 5.8S rRNA, LSU-rRNA).